AGGAAAAUGGUUCAGUCACUCUUGCCGAGCAAUGAACACCUAUCGACACAGCCAUUCAUUAACAAUUGCUACUCGGAGAUGUGCAUGUCGAGCGGAGCUGUCGCCAUACCACCCGAAAAGAAGCUUGGAUGGAUUGUGACUGCGAUUUUCAUCGUUGCUGACAUGGUCGGCGGCGGAGUAGUCGCCAUGCCAGUCGCCUUCAAACAAUCGGGUCUAGUUGGAGGAAUCAUAUUCAUGGUGGUCAUUGCAACAAUAUUCGAAUAUACGGGUUAUCAGCUGGGUAAAGUCUGGUGUAAAAUGAUGGAAAGAUAUCCGCAUUUGGGAAUAUGUCGAAAACCAUUCCCGGAAAUGGCCAAAAAGACUAUGGGUCCUGGAAUGCAAAAUUUCACAUCAGUGAUGGGAAACGUAACGCUGUUUGGUAUAGCUGUUGUAUACCUAUUACUUUCUGCCAACAUUAUACACUAUUUCAUCGGACGUUUCACAUCACUUCCAAUGAGUAUGUGUGUGGUCAUUGUGAUGCUUGCAGUCAUUAUUCUUCCGUUCACAUACCUAGGAAGUCCAGGAGAUUUCUGGGGUGUAAUUGUGCUUGCUAUGGCCACUACUGCCUGCUCUGUAAUUUGUAUUCUGGUUGGCAUUUCUAUCGACGCACCUGCAUGUUUCCCUGAAGUCGGUUAUCCUGAACAGACACCCGGUACAAUGAUCUUAUCACUCGGAAUCUUCCUUUUCGCAUUCUCUGGGCAUUAUGUGUUCCCAACAAUCCAACAUGAUAUGAAAAAUCCUCGCGAUUUUACAAAAAGUGUUUUUGUUGGCUUUUUCUGUGUUGUGAUGCUCUAUAUGCCACUUUCUGUGUUAGGUUAUGUUGUCUAUGGAGCAGCACUGGAAAGUUCAAUCAUCUACUCAGUACAGACGAAUUUCCUUCAACUCGGUGCUAACCUUAUGAUUGCUGUGCACUGUAUCAUGACUUUGGUAAUUGUCAUCAAUCCCUUGAAUCAGGAAGUGGAGCAUUACUUGAAAGUCUCACAUACCUUUGGAACUGGACGAGUUCUCACGCGAACGACUGUCUUAUUCUUUGUGUUGUUUGUAGCACUAUCGGUACCAGACUUCUCACCCGUGAUGAACUUGGUUGGAGCGUCUACUAUCCCGAUCGGAUGCGUUAUACUACCAUCAUUAUUCUACCUCUACAGUGAAGCAGCUACUGAGGAUGAGUGGAGGAAAGGACAUAUACCAUCUUUGAUGAACGUCAUACGUCGUACCGAUAAGACCGUACUCAUCGUCAACUUCUUCAUUCUGCUUGUCGCUAUCACCGGAGGCGUUCUCGGCACCAUACAAGGGCUCGAUAAAAUAGCAAAAGCCGAGUUUUCUGCACCGUGCUAUGUUCGCGCAUUCACAUCCGGUUACUACAACAGCACUUUCGAGAUCAAGCAAAAUUGUUGUGGUCGUUUUCGGAACAUCUCCACUUACGACAUAAUGUGCUCCGCGUAGCGCGUCUACAUGGAAGAAAACCUUACGAAAUCGCAUGUGCAGCCCGACUCCGCGCCCACUUGCACAUAGAUCAUGACAAUGUUUUCUAUACAUAGUACUAGUAUUUAGAUCGUUUUAGUUGGACGUUCUAAUUCUAUGAUACUUUGGACGUUUUCACUUUUCUAUCAGGAUGCGUAAGUGCUCAUCGAUUUAUUGAUGGAAGAAAUUAUAGAAAAUUGAGAGUUUAUCCUAGCUCACUUGUCCGAGUAUUCACUUUACUAUGCACAGCAUAUCCAAGUUGUAUCUUGAACUCAUUCAUAUACCAUUUAUUCGUAAUCUUUGGUGUAUAUAGUGCUAGGUAGUGCACAGCUCACGUUGAACGAGUAUUCAAGCAGUAAUGCGCGAUUUUUCUCAGAUUAUUUUCUCUUUCUUUGGGUGUGCCUGUCGAUGUUCGUUGCUGACGCGCGCGCAGAUGAGAUAGACUUCUGUGCCAAGUAAGCGUAUUUCAACUUAUGAUUGUAUGAUUGGAAUGUAAGUGGCAUCCGGUGAUUUACGGUAAAAUCGGUGUAAUUGUCGUCAUCACUACCCCAGUGUGAGAUGUUGUUGAUUUUACGUUUUGAUUGUACUCAUUCUGCCUUUUCUGAUAAAGAUUCUACUCCUU
Cylicocyclus nassatus is the source of this 2122-nucleotide messenger RNA. The record is from the annotation of a GenBank genome assembly. Lineage: Eukaryota; Metazoa; Nematoda; Chromadorea; Rhabditida; Strongylidae.